Molecule: messenger RNA, 207 nt
Organism: Penicillium waksmanii
Lineage: Eukaryota; Fungi; Ascomycota; Eurotiomycetes; Eurotiales; Aspergillaceae
Exons: 2
Coding region: 1-207 (68 amino acids)
Source: RefSeq, a predicted model, not a curated record
AUGUACAAUGCACAAGUAGGUUCGUCCGCGCCUGCAGGAGCCCCAACGACCAACGUCCCUCCUCGCCAACCAGUUGGCCGCGAUCGCUGUGUGAUGCAACGCCCGCUGCGUCUGAGUGGUGCCUCGCCUCACCCACCAGCCCGCCGUCUCGCCCCAGUGGCCAAUCACAGCAUGCCCCGACUGGACUGGUCACUUUUGACGGAAUGA